This is a messenger RNA of Coregonus sp. 'balchen', 18290 nucleotides long. NCBI's taxonomy places the organism in Eukaryota, Metazoa, Chordata, Actinopteri, Salmoniformes, Salmonidae. The record is from the annotation of a GenBank genome assembly.
AUGGCAGGAGGCAUCACAGAGACAGGGGAGCUCUACUCCCCAUAUGUGAGUAUCUGUAUCAGACUUCGCAGUGACAUGCUCAUUCUCCCUACUGUUUCAUGUCAGGUAUUUGGUGUGCUUAAUUUUUUAUUUUACAAUAUUAUUUCCCUCCCAGAAAAUGUCACUCCAUACACAAAUUUAUACAUACAAACAACAAGUUCCAGACCCACACAAACAAUGACUACAUCUAAUCUGCCCAGACCCGCAUGCUCACACCCUCAUCCCUAGUGCCUGUAUUAUUGUUUGCCAUAGUGCCUGAAAUUGUAUCAAUUUGUUUUUCUCGGUUGCCCAUGCUAUUUCAAUAUUUCAAGAAUAAAUCAUUAGAUUUUUCAAUUGUGUUAAUGAUGGCGGAUUGAUUUGAUUUCCACGUUUUUAGAGAAAGUUUUGAGUGAUGAGAAGAGAAUUGUCCAGCCCAUUGGGUAUCUCACUACACCCCCAUAUACCAUGUCUUGAAAUAUGUAGUAAGUUUACAUUGUAAUACUUCUGACAGUCAACUUUCUAUCUCCGCCCACAACUUCCAGACUUUAUAUAAUUCCCAGAAAGCAUGGAUUAAUGAGUCAUUAUUAGUUUUACACUUAAGACAUGACUCUGCCAAUGUGCUGUAGAAUUUGUGAAUUUAGUCUCUUGUAUAAUACAUUCUAUACAUUAGUUUAUAUUGGAUUAAGCGUAAUUGUCCGUUAACUGUAAUGUCAUUAGUUAUGCUCCAACCUUCUCUCCAUCUUGUACCAACAUCAGUUAUUUUUUAUAUGUCUGGGUUCCAAUAGUUUUUUUUCUAAGAGAUUGUCAGUUAGAUAUGGUCUCUGCCAGGUUUUAUAUCUUCCCUAUCAUAUGAACAUCCUUUUCUUACUCAAAUAAGAUUCCCUCAAGGUUGCUCUGAUGUCCAAAAGAUUUCAAAUCGAAAUUUCGUGAUGUAACUUUUAAGUGUGCUGUACAUUCUGAAGAGAGGUUGACCAAGGUAGAAUGGAUAGCAUCUGCUGCAAAAUGAUCUAGGCUAAAUUAGUUCAAGUAACCUGCAUGAGUCCAAAGUCCACACAAUGUGACAAAACUAUUUAAAAUAGUGAUGUGCACCUACUCUCGUAUAGAUUACAUUUUUAUCCUGAAAAUGUUCAUACAUUUUGCCACUUGUAAAAUCGGACCCAUAGCACUUUCAGAUCACGCCUUUGUCCGCCUCCGCUUUGACCUCUGUAAAAACAUCCCCAGGUCAAAGAGCUGUAAAUUCAACACCUCCAUGCUAUCAAAUGAAGCAUUCCAUACAUUGGUCAAUACAUGGAUAGACAACUACACACAAGACAACAGACUCUCCUGUUUCUCUGGCCACAAUGUGAGACGGUGCCAAAGCCACCCUAAGAGGUCAUCUGAUUGCAUAUGUUUCCUCUAAGAAAAAAGCAACGGAAGCACACAGGUUAGAGCUUGAGAAGGAGCUGGAAGUACAUAAACAAUCCCCAGACAGCGCCUCCUGGAGUCAACUUAAAGCCAGCCAAAAGCCAACUUAGACCACUGCGCCACUCGGGAGCCCAAUUAGGGUUAAGUGCCUUGCUCAAGGGCACAUUUACGUCAUUUAGCAGACGCUCUUAUCCAGAGCGACUACAAAUUGGUGCAUUCACCCUAUAGCCAGUGGGAUAACCACUUUACAAUUAUAAUUUUUAAAAAAAAUUGGGGGGGGGUAGAAGGAUUACUUUAUCCUAUCCCAGGUGUUCCUUAAAGAGGUGGGGUUUGAAAUGUCUCCGGAAGGUGGUGAGUGACUCCGCUGUCCUGGCGUCGUGAGGGAGCUUGUUCCACCAUUGGGGUGCCAGAGCAGCGAACAGUUUUGACUGGGCUGAGCGGGAACUAUGCUUCCGCAGAGGAAGGGGAGCCAGCAGGCCAGAGGUGGAUGAAUGCAAUGCCCUCGUUUGGGUGUAGGGACUGAUCAGAGCCUGAAGGUACGGAGGUGCCGUUCCCCUCACUGCUCCAUAGGCAAACACCAUGGUCUUGUAACGGAUGCGAGCUUCAACUGGAAGCCAGUGGAGUGUGCGGAGGAGGGGGGUGACGUGAGAGAACUUGGGAAAGUUGAACACCAGACGGGCUGCGGCAUUCUGGAUGAGUUGUAGGGGUUUAAUGGCACAGGCAGGGAGCCCAGCCAACAGCGAGUUGCAGUAAUCCAGACGGGAGAUGACAAGUGCCUGGAUUAGGACCUGUGCCGCUUCCUGUGUAAGGCAGGGUCGGUACUCUCCGAAUGUUGUAGAGCAUGAACCUGCAGGAUCGGGUCACCGCCUUGAUGUUAGCGGAGAACGACAGGGUGUUGUCCAGGGUCACGCCAAGGCUCUUCGCACUCUGGGAGGAGGACACAACGGAGUUGUCAACCGGGAUGGCGAGAUCAUGGAACGGCCAGUCCUUCCCCGGGAGGAAGAGCAGCUCCGUCUUGCCAGGGUUCAGCUUGAGGUGGUGAUCCGUCAUCCAUACUGAUAUGUCGGCCAGACAUGCAGAGAUGCGAUUCGCCACCUGGUUAUCAGAAGGGGGAAAGGAGAAGAUUAGUUGUGUAUCGUCAGCGUAGCAAUGAUAGGAGAGGCCAUGUGAGGAUAUGACAGAGCCAAGUGACUUGGUGUAUAGGGAGAAAAGGAGAGGGCCUAGAACUGAGCCCUGGGGGACACCAGUGGUGAGAGCACGUGGUGCGGAGACAGCUUCUCGCCACGCCACUUGGUAGGAGCAACUAAACUUGGACUAUACUCGAGAGAGAAGAAAAAAAUUAGUUUUCUUUACCUAACAGAAAUAUCAUGAGUAUAGCAAUAGGCCUAGCAGUUUGCUUGCAUACCAAUUAAAAAAAGAGUAGUCAGAGCGUACAAUCAUGGCCAUCCGAACAGAAGGUGACGAGGUCACAUAUGAUCCAAAUAAGAUAAAUGUAACUUUUCAUCAUUUUUACUGCAAAUUAUAUGCUUCUGAGAGAGAACAUGCAGAUGCAGAACUCCAUUACUUCCUAGACUAUCAGAGACCGACCAAGAAGAUCUUUCACUCCCGAGGAGGUCUUAGAGGCAAUUAUCUCCAUGCCACCUAACAAAUCCCCAGGCCCAGACGGAUUUCUCAGAGUUCUACAAAACUUUUUGGCCACAGCUUAACCCUAUUUUCAUGCCAAUGCUGGAUACUUUUUUUGAAAACUGAGCUCUCCCAGACUAUGUACACAGCCCGCAUUACAGUGUUGCUCAAAGAAGACAAGGAUCUUAUCUCCUGCUCGUCCUUCCGGCCCAUAAGCUUGUUGGACUUCGACUACAAAAUAAUUACCAAAUUGCUUGACGAGACUGAACACUCUUCUUCCCAAAUAAUAAAAGCGGACCAAACUGGAUUUAUUAGAGACGGGUACUCUUCUGAUAACAUUCGCUGUCUUUUUGAUAUUAUAGAUCAAGUAAAUGCACAGAAGACCCCGUCCUGCUGGCUUCACUGGAUGCUGAGAAAGCGUUCGACAGGAUGGAGUGGAGCUUUCUGUUCUCAGUCUUAGAAAAGUUCAAUAUGGGCCUAAACUUUAUUCAAUGGAUUAAGUCCCUAUAUUCUCAUCCAAAUGCCAUGGUGUCUACUAUUGGUCUGAACUCUUAAGAGAUUCUCUUUGGGAUGUGGUACAAGACAAGGAUGCUCGCUGUCCCUUCUGCUCUACUUAUUGGGGGCGGAGCCUUUGGCGGAGUUGAUAAGGAGCAAUCCAAGUAUUAUGGGUGUUUCCGCAGGCGGCCUUCAGCACAAGAUUUCGCUCUACGCGGAUGAUGUCUUGCUCUACAUAUCCAACCCUGAGAAAUCCCUCCCUUCCAUUUUAGACACAAUUGCUCAGUACGACAAGUUUUCAGGAUAUAAGAUCAAUUUGAAUAAACCCAUUGUUUGCCCUCUCAAUCUUACACUCAUGAAGACACUCUGCCCAUUCCAAUGGAAGACACAGGGUUUCAAUACCUUGGGAUCUUUGUAACACCAGAUCUGAAUUGCCUUUUCAAGGAAAACUAUCUCCCACUCCUGUAUCGAAUCAAGAAUGACCUCCGAACCUGGAUCUCCCUCCCAAUUAGCUUAGUCAGAAGAAUCAAUGUUAUCCGUAUGAACAUCCUCCCUAGAUUGAACUAUUUAUUUCUGAUGGUUCCAUGCUAUCUCCCAGUUUAUUUUUUCAAAACAACCAACCAAAGCAUCACCAAAUUUAUAUGGGGCAAUAAAAAACCUAAGAUCAAGUUCUCCACUCUAUCCAAACCUAAAUCUAAGGGUGGUCUUGCCCUUCCCUGCCUUCAGUUGUACUACUGGUCUGCCCAAAUCAGCAACAUGCUAACAUGGAUCACAAACAGACAAGACUCAAUGUGGAUUCAGAUAGAGGCCCAAUCCUGUGGUUCAUUGCCCCUAAGCGCAGUUAUAUUCAUUAAUUACUUUAGUGAAGUGGGCAACAUACCCAAAACCUUUGAAUUAUAACACCCUACUAGCAUGGAAGGACUGCACGAAGUACCUUGGCAUUUCCUCCCAGAUAUGCUCUCACUCGCCUAUAGUAUGCAACCCAGACUUGCCAAAGGCCCUGAGUGUUGCCAACUUUCAUCUUUGGCAUACUCUAGGGAUCAGGACCUUUUCAUACCUGUUUCAUCAGAACGCAACUACACUGAAAUCCUUUCAAGAGCUCUCCAGUGAAUUCAAUGUGCCAACCUUUUAUUUAAUUUAAUUUUUUAUCUUGAAAUUAGACAUGUAAUUUCCUCAUUCACUUCCAAGAGGAGGUUUAGAGCUCAGCUCAAUGAAGUUGAGAUCCUUCUUGCUACAGCACAAUUCAUCAAAAGCGAAAUCUCCAAUAUCUAUAGACUCCUAUCUGAGAAUGUGGGUUCUUCCUUUACUCCUUUGGAAAUAAUCUGGGAAAAGGACCUCUGAUUAUCAGUGAUGAGUUAUGGGUGGAGAUUUUCGACAGGGUAUGCUGCUCCUCUACUAAUAUAAAAAUGAAAGAAUCUAAUUACAAAUGUUUGUACAAAUUGUAUUACACCCCAGUGAGACUCCAUAGAAUCAAUACAGACAUUUCUCCAUAUUGUAAAAGAUGUACCUCUGAAAGUGGAAUUUAUAUGCAUGUAUUUUGGAGUUGUAGAGAGAUCGCCAAAAUCAGGUAAUCUAUACAUACUGCUGCACAGAAAAUAUUAGAUGUCCAGUUUGAUAUGACCCUGUGUCUCUAUCUUCUUAAUGUUCAGCAGGACUUUGUUCUUUGCUAGACAAUGUAUUCUCAAUGUACAAUGUAUUCUCCUUCUGUGGGUUUCUAAUUCCUCCCUACAUUUUAAAAUGUGGAUUGACCAGAUUGUUGACUUUCUUCCUCUUGAAAAGCUCACUUAUGACCUCCGCAAGAGACAUCCCAGGUUUGAUAGACUCUGGUCUCCACUACUCAACUGUAUUUCAAACUGGACAGAGUGAAUGGGGUGAUUUAAGGAAGUGUGUGUGUGUGUGUGUGUAUACAUAAUGUGUAAGGUGCUGUAAAGCUAAUUCUUUGCAUGUUGUCUCAGCUAAUGCUGGAAAUAGCUAACACGAUCACAGAUAGUGCUGCUGCAAAUUUGUUUGUUUUAUAUUUAUUUAUUCUAUAAUUUAUGUCUGCCACAUCUGUGAAUGUAGAAUGUGUUUUGUUUGUUGAUUUGAAAAACAAGAACUUAAUAAAACUUUAAAUGAUAAAAUAGUGAUGUGAUGUAGAACAGACAUUUUACGGGGAGCACGUACGCUGGUUACUCAUCUAGUCAGGACACUGAAAAGAGGAAGUAGGAAUGCUUAGGCACUCAAAAAGGCUACCGUUAUGGUGAACGUUGAUGACCCAACCCAAGCAAUAAAUUCUGCUUAGCAAAGCUUUAUUGUGAGGCCUGUCUAGGUAUGUCACAAGUUUCUACAGUGACUGAUAUCAGCAUGGCUGUGUCCAGCUUCUGCUGGUUUAGGCUAGUUGUCUUGUGGUUAAAGUGCCCUUUUCUAGAUGAAAAUAUUAAUGCUCUGAAGGAAUGGAUAGGGAUAAGGGCUUUUUAGUGAGCGGACCUUCUGUUCACUGGUCUCUCUGUAUGUCACGGUGUCCAGCCAUACGUCUUUACUGCUACAUGGGCCAGGGACUAUAAUAGUCCACAGCUGAGGACAGUGUUUGAAUAAGAUAAAGAUAAUGUCUUCAGUUGACCAGUGCGUUGCAACUUGGCAAUGUUAGGUCAGCAUGUUUUUCUUUACACCCGUGCUAAACUGUCCCAUGAUUUCCAGGGUUCAAACUUCACUCCCUUGACCAGAGUGUGGUGUUAUGUUAAGUGAAGGGGAGGGGAGGAACAGGAGCUUCCAGACGUACUGGCCUCUUGUGGACCCCCAAGACAACGACACCCUCUAAUCGAGCACUCCCUUGGUCUUACUUCUUGUUCUGUGUCUUUGCAGGUGGGCUUGGUGUACAUGUUUAAUCUGAUCGUGGGCACGGGGGCACUGACGAUGCCCAAGGCCUUUGCCCAAGCAGGUUGGGCGGUCAGCCUGGUGCUCAUCUCCUUCCUGGCGUUUAUGAGGCGAGUUCCUCAUUGGCUCACUGCCUUUCCAUUCAUUUCCACAACUGUUGCCUUACGUCCACUUCCCCAGCUCUCACUUUAGUUUAAGCACACCGUAGCGCAGGAGUAAUUUACCAUAUUUCAUCCUUAUCGUCCACACCUAAGGUCCUCCCAGCCACCUAAGUGGAGAGUUAUUGCCCUCCCUAUCAAAUGGGAUGCCACCACUGAGGCGUGUCAGUAAUCUAGCAGGGAACAAUCAGAGCAGGAUGCGUUGCAGAUGAGUUGAUGCAGUGUGUCAGGCAGCAGGAGGCAGUUUAUGAUGCAGGAUGUGUUUCAUUAGGGUAGUGUAUGGUGAGAGAGGGGAGUCAGUGGACACAUGGAGGGAUGCAGAUCAGUGGCAAGUACAUGAGCUUUGUGAUGCGGAAUGCUCUGUGCCUUUUAACAGUUUCAUGUUUUUUAAUUGCUUUGUUUUUAGAUGGUUGAGAUCCUAUUUUAUCACCAAGGAUAGUGUGCAGUUAGCCAAGGUCACAGACUACAACAAAUGCAACACAGUGAUAUUCUAAGACAGUUGUUGAAAAUAAAAUAAAAUAGCCAUUUAGCAGACGCUUUUAUCCAAAGCGACUUACAGUCAUGUGUGCAUACAUUUUUACGUAUGGGUGGUCCCGGGGAUCAAACCCACUACCCUGGCGUUACAAGCGCCAUGCUCUACCAAGUGAGCUACAGAGGACCAUACACUUGUACAUUUUCCAAAAAAUGUUAUGCUCAGUAUGGAAUAUGUUUAGACUCUACAGGGCUAGUUUCUGUCAUCAUAUCUGUGAUCUGAAUAUAUUUUUCUGUCUGAUUUUCAUCAGUUACAUGACCACUACGUUUGUGAUCGAGGCCAUGGCAGCGGCCAACGCUCAGCUGCGCUGGAAGAGGAGGGAGCAGGAAGAGGUGAGUUAGCAGAUAUAAAGAACCAACAGGAGGAAGAGUGAUAGUCGACACUCAUACAUACUGUCUUUUCCAGUGAUCCCCACCCAUCAAGUGAAGGCCAGAUUCUUUAGAGGACACUACCCCUUCAACCUCAACACCUUACAGGAAGAAUAACCUCAAGGCGCUCAAUAGAGUAUUAAAGAAUAAUAUGGGGAAAGGAGCGCUUGCCACUACCACAAAUGUGUCUUCUACUAACUCACUUAGUGUCCUCUACUAACUCACUGGGGGGACAAUUUAGUUUUUAAUCAUUGUUACUCUAGUCAUUUUAAAUACUAAGGGAAACGUCAUCUCGUGCAGAGAUUGAUGGAACUGGUGGAGUUCAUUUUCUUUUUAGCAGAAAAGCGGCAAGUCAUUUUGCCUAAUGCCCAAGGUUUCCACUGGAGGAGUUAUGAGCGUAAGGACAUUGAGUCUGGCUUUGACAGAGCCCCAAACCCCCAUGGCCUUGAUUCAUAGCUCACUUAGCCUUCCUCCAACAUUUCCUCCCACAUAAUGGGAAGAAGGGAGGCACAGAGUGGGAAUGUUUACCCUUGAACAUUCUUUAUUUCUCUCCGCUCUAACGAAAGCGCAUAUUCAGCCGUUUCUUUACUGGGCAAUAUUUUCUGAGAAAGUCCCAUAAAAGUGUAUUAGUUUGAAAUGGGGUGGAUUGUGCAUCUCUCGGAUGUGUCAGGGAGAAAUAGGAUAGAUCUGCUCUUUUGACUCAGCCAUGGCCACAUCUGUCACUUUGAUGUUAGAUGCUUUGUUUCUGUUGCUGGCAUAUCCUCUUCCAGUGAGCCACCCACUUCUUAGUCUCCCCCACACCCUGUCCAGAGCAGCUGUAGCUGCUCUUGUUAAUUCAACUGAUAAUGACAUCCUCAAUGUCGGUUGUAAUUUAGCAUUAAUUAAUAUAAAUCUGUAGUGAAUUUGGUAGAUGAAGAGUUAUGGGAGGGCGUCAGAUAGGCGCUCAUAUCUAUUGUAUAUGAGAGGGAAAGCUCCCUCAUCCUCCCCAGCAUAUCCCAGCUGUUCCAGACAAUUUCCAGAUGCUGCUCCCCUCCACUUCGCAUGUACAGCAAAUAAAACACGGUGUUAAUAGGUUGUAAACUGACUUGUUGGCACUGAGCAAUAGGACUUGUAGAUUAGGAGUGAAGUCAGUGUUGGGUGGAGGCAGGCUGCUUAUCCUCUUUCGAUCAUCUUCAGGUCCAAGACAGCGACUCCACCUCUGAUUAUUCGGAUGAUGAUGUUCUCGUCCGGGGACGAUCAGAGCCAGAGACGAGGCCCAUUUUGUCAGUCCGUGAGUAUAGUGUUCCACUCAUCCCUCCUAAAGACAGAUGCACCCUACUAAGGACGUGUUAAAAAUGUGUUGAAAAUAAGGUACACUACGUGGUCAAAAGUAUGUGGACACCUGCUCGUCGAACAUCUCAUUCCAAAAUCAUGGGCAUUAAUAUGGAGUUGGUCCCUCCUUUACUGCUAUAACAGCCUCCACUCUUCUGGGAAGGUUUUGCACUAGAUCAGGGUUCUUCAAUUCCGGUCCUGGAGGGCCAAAACACCUCUGUUUUUCAUCCUCUCCUUCUAAUCAGGGGCUAAUUAACUAAUAGAAAUAAAAAACAGAAGUGUUUCGGCCCUCCAGGACCGGAAUUGAAGAACCCUGCACUAGAUGUUGGAACAUUGCUGCGGGGACUUGCUGCCAUUCAGCCACAAGCAUUAGUGAGGUCGGGCACGGAUGUUGGGCGAUUAGGCCUGACUCGCAGUCAUUCCAAUUAAUCUCAAAGGUGUUCGAUGGUGGUGAGGUCAGGGCUCUGUGCAGGCCAGUCAAGUUCUUCCACACCGAUCUCGACAAACCAUUUCUGUUUGGACCUCGCUUUGUGUACGGGGGCAUUGUCAUGCUGAAACAGGAAAGGGCCUUCCCCAAACUGUUGCCACAAAGUUGGAAGCGCAGAAUCGUCUAGAAUUUCAUUGUAUGCUGUAGUGUCAAUAUAUGCCUUCACUGGAACUAAGGGGCCUAGCCCAAAUCAUGAAAACAGCCCCAGACCAUUAUUUCUCCUGGCACUAUGCAUUUGAGCAGGUAGCAUUCUCCUGGCAUCCGCCAAACCCAGAUUCGUCUGUCGGACUGCCAGAUGGUGAAGCGUGAUUCAUCACUCCAGAGAAUGCGUUUCUACUGCUCCAGAGUCCAAUGUCGGCGAGCUUUACACCACUCCAGCCGGUGCAUGGUGAUGUUUGGCUGCUCGACCAUGGAAACCCAUUUCAUGAAGCUCCUGACGAAUAGUUAUUGUGCUGACGUUGCUUCCAGAGGCAGUUUGUAACUCGGUAGUGAGUGUUACAACCGAGGACAGACGAUUUUUACACGCUACAUGCUUCAGCACUCGGCGGUCCCGUUCUGUGAUCUUGUUUGACCUACCACUCCACGGCUGAGUCGUUGUUGCUCCUAGACGUUUCCACUUCACAAUUACAGCACUUACAGUUGACCGGGCAGCUCUAGAAGGGCAGAAAUUUGACGAACUGACUUGUUGGAAAGGUGGCAUCCUAUGACAGUGCCACGUUGAGAAUGGCCCGUACUGAGCUCUUCAGUACGGGCCGUUCUACUGCCAAUGUUUGUCAAUGGUGAUUGCAUGGCUGUGUGCUCGAUUCUAUACACCUGUUAGCAACGAGUGUGGCUGAAAUAGCAGAAUCCACUCAUUUUUAAGGGGUGUCCACAUACUUCUGGCCAUGUCGUGUAUCUGUGAAAACAUUGAGUCUUGUGGAGGAUUCGUAAUUCUACCUUUCGUGUCCCUGCUUUUUGAAGGUCUCAAUUCUUAAACAUAUGCUGAUUAUGACAUGAUCAGAUCAAUCAUAAAUUGUAUGUAUCCUCCAUAUGUCAUUGGUUAAUGGCAAUGUUUUAUAGAAGGAAUGACAUCAGAAUCACUCCGAUUGGAAUUACUCACCACUGCGUUCUCAUGUCUAUGCAUUAUCACAGAGCGAACAGGAGGAGGACACGUUGAUCACUUUGACAUUGUGGAGAGGGUUGAGAUGGGUCAAAUGGCCUCCAUGUUCUUCAACAAAGGUAAAAGCCCAUCCUCAUUCAGUACUUUGAGUGAGAGGGAUAUGAUGAACCCACACUCCAUUAUUGAAUUAAGUGCUGCUGAUACCACUGUGUGCAGGGCAUGGUAAAACCUGUCCCCCUUGUGUAACAACUAUGGAGGAGUCUUGAAGGUUGUGUGGGAGCAUUUGGGGACAGUUUCUCAACCUUUAAAUGGGAAUCAUUUUUUAUUUUUAUGUUUAUUUUAAAUUGUAUUAACCCAUUCAUUGUUAGAUUCCAAAAGUGAGGCUGUUAGCUCUCUAAUGGGGUGUAAUUGUAUGCUGAGUGUACAAAACAAUAGAAACACCUUCCUAAUAAUGAGUUGCACCCACUUUUGCUCUACAAGGUGCCGAAAGCGUUCCACAGGGAUGCUGGCCCAUGUUGACUCCAAUGUCUCAUUCCAUCUCAUCCCACAGAUGCUCAAUUGGAUUGAGAUCUGGUGACUGGGUAGGCCACUGCAGUAAGCUGAAUUCACUGUCAUGUUCGUGGAACCAUUCCUGGACAAUCCUAGUCUUGUGCCAUUGGGUAUUAUCCUGAUCAAUUUGCAGCUGGAUACACUGCUGCCAUGAAGGUAUGCACCUGAUUGGCAAUAAUGUUCAGAUAUCCUGUGUCAUUCAAAUGUUGCUUCAUUUUUAUCAAGGGGCCCAAUGUGUGCCAUGAAAACACAACCCACACCAUUACACUACCACCACCAGCCUGCAAUGUUGACACGCGGCAUGAUGGAUGCAUGUACUCGUGUUUUUCUCCGUUCCCUAGUCCUCCCAUCAGCAAGAACCGGGGUUCUUCAGACCAGACAAUGUUUUUGCAGUAUCCAGUGUUUUUGUUCCUUAGCCCAAUGCAACCGCAGUUUCUAGUUUUUUGCUGAAAGAAGUGGAACUCUGUAAGGUUGUCAGCUGCCAUACCCCAUUCGUGUCAAGGUACGACGAGUUGUGCAUUCAUUUAUGGGUCUUUGGGCACCAAUGUUGUACUGGACUGUCAGUUGACUAACUGUAGCCCAUCUGUUGCUCUGCACAAUUAGUGUCAGCCUCCUCUGUCCUCUUUCAUCAAUGACCCGUUUUUUUUCGACCACUUGCCUGUUGUUGGCUGGAUGUCCUUUGGGUGGUGGACCGUGCUUGAUACACACGGGCAACUGUUGAGCGUGAAAAACCCAGAAGCAUUGCAGUUCUUGAUACAAACCGGUGCGCCUGGCACCUACUACCAUACCCCGUUCAAAGGCACUUAAAUAUUUUGUCUUGCCCAUUCACCCUCUGAAUGGCACAUAUACACAAUCCAUGUCUCAAUUGUCUCAAGGCUUAAAAAUCCUUCUUUAACUUUAACAUCUACACUGGUUGAAGUGGAUUGAACAGGUGACAUCAAUAAGGGAUCAUAGCUUUCACCUGGUCAGUCUAUGUCAUGGAAACAGCAGGUGUUCCUAAUAUUUGGUACACUCAGUGUAUAUGGCUAAAUUGCCUUUGGUUGAAUUUCCCAGGCCAUCACACUGCUGCUGUUUUAAUCUCCCCAGCUGUGUGUGUGUGUGGGCCUCUAGCAAGCUGCACCAUGUUAAAGCCUCAGCAGCCUGAGUGAUGAGCUAAUUGAAAGCAGAAUCAUGUUCACCUUGAACCAGAAACAGAACAACCUUGCUGCUUUACAUUUCUCACCUACGUCAGAGUAGACACUCCUCGCUGUGCUGGGCCCGCUCACUGCCCCCCCUCCACCUCCCCACCCUCUCCUCCUCUGCUGGAAGGCCGGCCUGUUUCUCAAGUAGUAUUAACCAGGGAGGAGGUGACUCAACAGUCUGCAGCAUACGUACCUGCAGCGCCAAUACUUCAACAGCAUCGCUUUUGUCAUCUGAGGAAAAAAAGACCAGAAAAGGGUCAAACCGUUCUGCUCCGCUCCAUUGUGUGCAGAUCUCUUCCUGUGUUGUGAUCCGGCUCUGGCCACUAGGUGGUGCACUUGGCACACUCACACACACAAAAUGAUGCACUGACUCACACAAAGGCAGGCAGGCAUGCAACAUGCUGUUAGAGAAGCAGUGUGUUGUUCCCUUGUGGAACACUCCGGCUGCAGUCUCUUCUUCCCUGUGUCUCUCGGCUCCGUUGCUCCAUUAAAGUUGAUGUGUUAAAACACUCUUUGGUGAUGACCUCGCCCUGUGUGUGUGUGUGUGGUGUGUUGUCCUCGACUGCAGGUGAGGGUGAGGCGCCACGAGGAAGUAUUGAUCGUUGGCAGAGAUAAGAGUCCCCCUAUCUCUCUGUGUGAUGUGGGAGUGCUGCCCAGUGACUCUAAUCAGAAAUGAAUUAGAUGGGCACUGGGCCCAGCGCGCAUGAGAGAGGAGUGAGAGAUGCAGCUCUUUGUCUCAGCUUAAUGGCGCUCCAGCAUAAUGGAAGUCUCGUUUGUCUCUCUUCCCAGAUCAGUUGAUAUGAACUCUUCUUUGUGUAAUUACUGCUGGGAGGUAAUAUAAGGUUAGUGGUGUGACUGAUCAGGGAGUUUUACUGGUGAGGUAAAGCUGUCAGAUAUUAAAACAAAAUCUCUUUUGAUGUUUUUUUCUUCAGGGAUUGGAUAGUGGAGUCCAUCAGUGAUGAAUGUGUUGUUGGGGUUAAUGGGCCAGUGUGGUGGUGUGAGUGCAGGUCAGGGUUGAGGCCAGUUUGGUUUUGUGAGUCAAGGGCUGAGGCCUGCGGUGGGGAAGGGCAGCUCACAGAGCCAAUCAGCUGGCCACUUGAAUCCUGACUGCCUCGGGAUGGUUCUGGUUAAUGAUGGGACUGUUCGACCGCGCUGGGCAUCACUGGCAGGAAAGGCACUUUUUCACAUGCUGCACAGAUGCACACAGCCUUUCCACAACACUAUGGAGAGCUGUGUUCACAGUUUAAGAUUCCCCUGAGACACACCAGGGCUGUAAUUUUCUUUAUUUUGGUGAUGCCAGUUGAUUUUUGAAAACGUGUUAGCUCUACUCCUACAACAAGUGGCUCAGUCCAUUCAGCGUGGAUGUGUGGGGAAUACUUUUUUCAAUGUUUUUUUUCUUCUCCUUCCCACUUCAUGUAAUUAAAAAAGCGUCUCUCCUGGCGGUUCAAGAAGCACUAUGAAAGGGCAUUCGACUUCCUCCUGAGCUAAAAUGAUCAUCGCAGCAGCAGCGGCAGCAGAGUAAGCUUGGAAUAAGGCCAUGGGUAUCGGCCCUGCUGGAACUGACAGGAAUUUUGAUGGGGGCUGGUUUAUCAGCGCCGCAGCGAGGAGAGAGAGUGCAGUGUUACUGUAACCUUCCCCGUCCACGAUUUGCAAGUUGAUUAGAAGACGACUUUGGCUAAUAUCAAGGGGGACGAACAACAGAGGCUGGUCCGUGUGCUCCUGCACCCAUCUCAGCCCAUCGUCCCUCUAGGUAUGGAUGAUGUGCAAACAGAGGGAGAAGGUACAGGCUCUUUAACAUGCACCACCCUAUACCCUUGACUUAUAGAGACCAUGGAGAGGAAUACUAAUCCAGUCUCCUUUAUUACAGACCCCAGCUUUAAUGAGUACCAAACACAGAUGCAUACAUUUUUAAUACUUGAAUAACUUUUCUUAAAUGUCAUACUUGUACGCUAUACAAGGGGCACUGACAAAAGGAAAAUGGGGAGCAGCGCUGCCACUAAGAAGAUAAAUGGACAUGUUUAUGUCAGCCCCCACCACCCCAAUUACAUAAGCAUUAACUAAAAUAGUUUUCAUGUCUCUUUUGUAUAUGAACAUAAAGGAUGUACUUUCCUUUUCAGAGGGCCUGCUGCUAUUACUGCUCAACUCUAUGAUUACCCAGAUCCAGAUCAAUAUCCCAAGUUUUAGCCCAAAGAGUACAUCUCACUCAAUAAAAGCCCAAUUUGGGUUUCAGAAUCACACCUAAGGAAAGUAAUUUCUGUUGCAUCCAACAAACCGCCUUUAGCUCUCUGCUUCUAGCAGUCACAUUCCUGCCUGAUUAAGCUCCAUGAUAGCAGAGCGGAGCCCAAUACAGCUGUGGCUUCCAGCAUGGUUGGCAUUCAACAAAAUAGCUGUGGAUGUUAGAAGGAAGCAACUUCCUAACAUCCCCUCCUUCCGCCAGCUAGAGAGGCUAUCAGGGCAUCUGUCAGUCUGCAACAGUGGGGUGAUGGAUAGUGACAUGCCGCUGGGGGACUGACUGGAGCUUCUAGGUGAAGAGCCAUUUGCAGCAGCAGUGUGUGAGCCUGUGGCCGUGGGUAAUGGGGAGGUAUUAGUGACAGAGCCUGGCAGGGCAGCAUCCUCUUGGUCAUGCUGGGUCCUCAACCAGCUAUCGCUCACUGACGGGCAGCACAGGCAGCCCUGAUUCCCCCUAUCUGAGGCAAAAGCUCUAACAGGCUUGCUUUCCAGAUGGAGACAUGCAGGAAUGGUAGAGAGUAGUGUACAGUGCGCUAACCUCUGUGAAAGUGGGGUUGCGUGGGAGAGGAGGUGGAAAUGUUUGAAGUGAAAAUGGAAUGUGUUGAAUUGAUGCAGAGAGAAUGUGUUGAAUUGAUGCAGAGAGAAUCAAGCACCCCCCCCCCCCCCCCCAACACACACACACUCAGACAACUUUCUGUUAAAUUAGAGGCUAUGAUAUUACUUACCAACCUGUGAGUUAUACUUUCAUACUGUAAUCAGUGUGCAGAUCAACACAGAUAGGUCCAGUAUAGUGUAAUCACACACACACACUGGCGUCUUCUUGAGUUAUCAGUGUUUAUUUUCCCCAGCCUGUGUUUUAUGACCUGCAUCAGAUGGCCAUGAUGGCCCUGGAAGAGAAUAAACACAACCUGGCUACCAAAGUGCCCUUUGGUUCCCUCUCCCACAGUACUUUAGCUAGCUAGGAAAAUGUUUGCUGUCAUCGCCCUUUCCCACAGAAUUUACCUGCUGUUAGACUCCCCAUCUAACUCCUACAUGGCUGCAGCAACUUACUGUAGCAACUGUAAUGUAGCUUCAUAUCAUAAUGUAGUCUACUGUAAGUGUCCAUCCAACCCUGCCAUAAAACAGGUGAUAACUGUUUACAACUACGUGCUGGAGUCUGGACCUGGGCUUAUCCAGCUAGUCCUCUUCAAUAUCCCUCUUCUAGUUUCUCUCAGCUCGGCUGUGUGAUGGGCAGCAGAAGUUUGCCACUCACCUCUUUACUCUCAGAUCAGAUGAAUCAAUUUAGCCCUGUAAAACUAUAAACCCCUCACUUUUUAUUUAUUUUUAAUGGACUCCAUACUCUAAUUUCCCUGUCAGUAUGAAUUGGUAAUGAAUUGGUUGCCAGGGCCAGUAGGACGCAGGAGCCUCCCACAUGAGAACUCCAGUGUAUGAUGGAUGCCUGGCACAACAUGGCUAACGGUCUCCCGUUGUUGAAAGCUCUCAAUCUCCGCUCAGUGCGCCAGCUUGGAUGGGCCAGUAGUGUGAGCCGGACGUGGGAGGAGUGGGGGGGUAACGAGGAGAAUUUUCAUCAUGAAGUGAUUAGUUUCUUAAUUAGUGUGAUUAAUAUUCUUCCGGAGGAGCGGCGAAAUGUGCUGCUGCAGUUGUGGCUGCCAUCCCGGAGGGAGAAGCAGGGGAUGGAGGGAGGAGUGGAGGUGUAGAGACGGAGGAGAUUGCCUCUGAUGGAUACUGCACGUUUAGCUGUUGAAGUUUGACACAAGUUGCAUUGACCAUAUAUCACAAUCAGGCAUCUGACGGCUGUUAAAGAUGAGGAAUGUGUUAGCUAAGCUAUCCCUGCAUGUGGGGAGGCAGAUUCUCUGAGAUAUGAAUUGAUAACACAAUCAUAUACACUAGAAAUAUAUAAUUUAAAUGUAUGAUGUUUAUGUAUAGAUCAGGUAUAAUCUUCUAAUCUUACCCCUUUGGUUUUGUCUUUCAGUUGGUGUCAACAUGUUCUACAUCUGCAUGGUAGUCUACCUGUAUGGAGACCUGGCUAUCUAUGCUGCUGCUGUACCCAUAUCACUAAUGGAAGUAGCCUGGUAAGACCGGCCAGCCAGCCCGCUGCUGAUUCAUUCCUAUUCAUUACAUUCAUGGAUUUCUUAUUUGGGGGUAUUAUUUCAAGCAACUUUAUGACUACUGUGGGAGCAGCUCGCUCUCCUAAGUACUUGGAGCAUUUACUUUUGGCAGGACAAAGCAUAUCCCUCUCAGUUCCAUUUUUGUCCCUGCACUUUGGCUGUUCCCUCACCUUCUGUCUCAGUAAAACUUUCUGAUAAGCGGGCCUUUUGCCUUCCUGACCUCCCACCAGUGCUCUUGGCAUUUGUUUUUUGUUGACUGGCUCCCAGGCAGGUUUUUAUUACAAGUCCCCUCCACUGGCCCGGUGGGCUGGGUGAACAUCACAUAUUCCAUAUUGUUCCAGUCUCAGACAGUAUGACUUAGCCUGCAGAUCUAAGGGAGGCUCUUCUCUAGAGAAGCUAUUGUCCUGGUGAGACCACCAUAACCGUCAGGAUCACAAUUCAAUUCGGUGUAGCUUUAUGAAAGAAAGAUUAUUAACUUUCUCAUGGUGUACCAAAAAGUACAAUUUCAACCAAAGACCCCCACCCAAAAAACUAAAGUGCUCUCCCAUUUUGUCCGAAUGACUUUACAGACUUUUUAAGGGUUCAGUGAGCUCUGGGAGUGCCAUAUAGGGGUAUCUUAUGAACAUAAUGUGGUGAGGAUGAGAUCCUUAAACAUUUAUAGAGAUACUUAGCUUUUAAAGGUGAAGGUGAGUGAAUACAUUUCAAUGCAAGAUUACAAUUUAACCACUUAACACAUUAGAGGAAGUUCUGUUGAAAUACCACCCUAAUAGCAUAAAAAACAUAUGUUUAUGUCACUCUCUGACUCAACGUGGUCGAAAAGCCUGUUGGUAACUUUCUAGCUAAAAUGUGAGGAGGAACAGACACUUGAAAAGGAAUGGCACUAUGGCACAGACUGGAGCUCCCUGCUCCACUGGCUCUGCCACUGUGGAGAGCCAGGCGAUUGAGAUCGCAGCGCGGUAUCUCUUUGUAAAGCCUUACUGCAGCAGACUUCUCAGUGGCAGAGGCAGAUUCUAACGAUUAUGUCCCAUAAUUGAUGCUCAGUCUGCCACACCUUGUCGGCAGCACUGAAAGGGUUUUGUGAUUGCCUCAGAAUGAUAAUGUGUAAUUUUCCACCAGGAAGACCGGAUCGUCACUUCAACUCAUUAAAGUCUUGUGCAGUGAUAUAACUUUUACUAAUGCUUUUCUUACUGAUAAUCUAACAGCUUCGAGACAGUAGGAACUGACCUCCUGAUAAUCUAACUGCUUCGAGACAGUAGGAACUGACCUCCUGAUAAUCUAACAGCUUCAAGAUAGUUCGAUGUGCCCUUAAGCAAGGCACUUAACCCUAAUUGCUCAUGUAAGUCGCUCUGGAUAAGAGCGUCUGCUAAAUGACUAAAAAUGUAAAUGUAAAUAGUAGGAACUGACCUUCUGAUAAUCUAACAGCUUCGAGACAGUAGGAACUGACCUCACUGAUAAUCUAACCGCUCAGAGGCAGUAGCAACUGACAAGUCUGCAAAGUUUGAGUAAUUCUACCCUGUCAUGUUGAAUCUUUUAUCAUUGGUUCAUGUUCUUUUGCAGUAUGAUAAACUAGUCUUUCCUGUCAUAUGUCAUUCUUGGACUGAUUUGAUCUGAUCAAGAAGGGAUCUGUAAUGAUCACCAGUCUGUGUCUGUUCUCUCUGUAGUGGUAACCAUUCAUGCAGUGCUGGCAGUGUGAAAUACAACGACACUGACUUGUGCUGGGGCCCUGUCACCAGGAAAGACGCCUACAAGGUGUUUCUGGUGAGUACAUACUGCACCCCUGUUCCUCACCCCUGUCCCUCUACCCCCGUCCCAAAGGCCCCUGGAGGACUCAUGGUGUACCACACCUCUCUCUGUCAGCAGCCCCUGCCAUCGUGA